CCUACUUUACUUUACAGAAUUAUUUUUCUGUCAUCACUUGCACUCGAGGUUAUGAACGACAUCAGGGACUAGGAGAAAUUCGUAUCCCACUCAGAGCAAAUAAAGAAGCUCGAUGAAGGUCGGAUUUCCUUUAAAUUUCUGCUUCAAAAUUCUAUUUUCCGGUUCCCUUCCGCCCUAUUAAAUGAAGGAGAGAGGGUUCCUCUCGAACUUAAGCUUAAGAAACGGAAAGUAAUUAGCUUUUUUCGCUCAUUUCGAAGGGUUUUUUUUUACUCCCUAUGUUCUGCUGCUUCGUUCUUGCGAAAUUCUCUAGCUGCUCGAAUUCCCACUGGAUAUUCUUUGGGAAUGAAAGUCCGAUAAGAAAUGUCGCUCUUUGAGGCUGUGUGUGGACUUGAAUCUCAGCAAAUGUCCUCUUCCAGUGGAGCAAUCGAUGACACUCUUGCUUCUCAACUUGAGCAGGAAGUUUCAAUUGCUCAAGAUAAUUUUGGACCUGCCUUGGAACCACCUGAUUCAGCAGAUCAUUGGCAAAUCUACGCUGAAGGGUUUGAUGAACAUCGGUGGUCAAACCCUCAAAUCCACCCUAUUUUCAACGACGCAUUUUCCCCGACCUCAGGAGAUUCAAGCGAUCAAACAUGGUUUCCAGUGCAUGCGUAUGCUUAUGAAGCAAAUCAAACUGGAGAUGGACACACUGAACAUACUUGGAGGCAGAUACAAAUGGAGGGGAACCAUGGAGACUUAGGGGAACAUGCAGCGACAUCUAGUGCUAGGGGAAAUGCUGGAUAUGCGAUGAACUACCAUAUCCAGGAUUUAGUCAGCCAAGACAGGAUCAAGGCUCAAUCACUUGAGCAUCAACAGCAGCAGCAGCAAAACCACUUGAAUCUCUCAUCAGCAGACCCUGGAUUACCCCACAACCAACAAUCCCGUCCUUUGUUGUACAACUUUGACAGCACCGGGUUGCUUUUGGCCUGUCACACUGCGGAAUCCCGACCUGCAACCCCGUUUCCGACACCCAAUAACCGAGUCAACGGAUUCUCCUUUGUGCAACCCACGUCGUUUCCGGAGCAGCAGCCAGCAUUUGAACCCUCGCCCGUGUCUGGGUUUGUCCGAGCACCUCCGCCAGUGUAUCACGUCCGGCCCAUGGUCCAGGUGGCGAAACCCGUGCCCAGGGCUGUGAUCAUGAACCAAGCUGGGAUCCUGGGACCAUAUCCGGGCCACCAGCACAGCAACCAGUCGUCCAGGUCUUGCAGCCCCAUGUUGCCCAUGUACAGCCCGGGUCACGGCUUGGACCAGCCUUACACCUCGACCUAUUCCGGGGCCACUGCUGCCAAUCACGGCAACAAUAAAAUCACCGAUUCUCUUUUGGCCAAUCGAGCCCUGGUUGAGUACUACAGCGCGGCCCAUCGCAGUUACAGUCAGGUCACGCCCAACUUUGUCAUCGAACCGCCGGACGAUCACUUUGCCUCCAUUCCUUUGAUUGAAACUGGUGCAUUGAAGCUGUCACUUCCGAAUCUCCGAAUGCCUCCGCCAAAGCCACAGAUUCCAUCAAAAGCGUAUCGCAUUUGGAUGGAUGGGAUCAAAUGGAAAACUACUGAACUUGACUUUUGGAUUUAUUUCAUGGCACACUAUGGAUCAGUUCUGUCUGUGAAAAUCCUCAAGAGAAACAGGAGAAAGGACCAUCGCAACGGAGGCGGCGAUGGUUUGAAGGAGAACAUUGACCCAUUGGAUGUUUCGGACGAGGCCUUUGAGAAACUGGACUUCGGAUUCGUGGAAGUCGCUGAAGAAAGCAUCGCGAAGAGAAUCAUUCGUGACCUCGGUGGCUUGGGUUACCGGGUUCGGCACGCGACAGAAUUGCCAAUUGAUCCCAAAGCGGUGCAUCUGAAGAAUUUGCCCAUGUCCAUGGAUUCCAAAGGAUUGGCGGAUUUCAUUCGGUCUCAGGGGUUGGAAGGGAUCGAUACUGUCAAAGUACUGCGACAACCCGCGAAUCGCUUGAGCGCUUCUGCCUUCAUUAGGUUUUUGCUUUGA
Notodromas monacha is the source of this 2019-nucleotide messenger RNA. The record is from the annotation of a GenBank genome assembly. NCBI's taxonomy places the organism in Eukaryota, Metazoa, Arthropoda, Ostracoda, Podocopida, Cyprididae.